GUUUCACAUCGGGACGGCAGCGCCGCCAUGUCGCGAACGAUACCUGCGCGCGCGCUGGACCCUGUGUAUGAUCCGAUCUACACGGUGUCCAACACGGGCGGGAAAUGGCGAGGCGUGCAUCAUGGCCGCCGUGGGGGUGGAGAGGCCGGCGUUGGUAUUACCUCGGUGACCGUGGGGUUUGAAGCGGUCAGUGGCGCCCAGCGCGCCAAGUACUCGAAGCGGCCGAUCUUGCCUUAUGUCCAAGCCAUCCCGCCCGACAUCUUGCUCGCUCCUGUGCCAGCUGCGGCAGGGCACCCGCCAACCAACGGAACCAACCUCGCGGGGUCCCCCACCACAAACGACGACCUCGAGCCAACGCGAACCAUCGGCAUUCAGACUAUGUACCGUGAUUCAGAGGCGCAGACAACUCCGUACACGCCGGACUACACGAUCAAGGCCGGCACGUCGCCCGAGAUUGCAACUCUCACGAGUUUUUCGUAUGAAAAUGGCCUUCCCGCGGGCAUGGCCGAAGUUGAGCUUAUCCAGCGGAACCGUCAAAAGCGCGCGUUUGAGGAAUCCCUGCCGCCCAUGACGGACGAAGCAUCGUUCGAGCUUCGGAAACGCAUGAUGGAGCAGCAGGAAAAAGCUGAGUGGGCGUUCCGUGAGGUCGAGAUCGACCGAGUGCACGACCAGCGCCUCCAGUUGCUUCAAAAGGCUCUCGUCGAACGCGACCACGAGAACCAAUUCCUUGCUGAGCAGCGCAUCGAAGCGCUACGCCAGCGACUCACGGCCGAAAAGGACGACUCAAUCGAGCGGAUUCAGCAGGAGCGCGUGACGGCGCUGCGGAAACUUGCCAAACGCCGCGCAGCGGCGCAAAAGAUCCACCCGAAACGAGACCUCAAACGAGACAUCAUUGGCGAGUACACGGCGUACGGGUCAACGGUGUAUGCACCCGUGACUCGUGCUGGCAAGUCCGGCAAGCACGAUGUGCAUGAAGUGGGGCUGGCCCAUCUUCACGGCCUGGACGAAAUCCAGGCGCUCGAGGCGUCGGUCGGGUCCAAGUACCUGGCGCCAUCGAUGUACAAACCGCCGACAAAGGUAAUCAAGACCGCCAAAGAUCGACGGGAAGCUGCCAUCGAAGGUCAUCUCCUCUCGAUGCAAACCAAGAUCGCCCAGAGCAAAACCGCAGACGACCGCCACGGCGCGUCAGGGAAACGUCCCAAGUUCAAACCCGGCGGCGCAAACAACCUUCGGCCGCCGACGCCCGUGUACGCCGUCAUGGACGACGACGACGCAGUCCAUGACGCAGUUCGCCUUUUGCAAAAGCUGCUUCGCGGCCGCGCGAUCCAGAACACGAUGUAUGAAGGCAAAGGCCGGCGGGCUGAGCUCAUCGAAGAGCUGCGGGAAGCCGGCGAGCCAGGCAACACAAUCGCGCCGCCGCAAGAAGAUGCGAUCGUGGCUUUGGCAGGUGAUGCGACGGUCGCCAAGGCGCAGGGCGAGGUCGUGUCCGAGCUGCUCGACUUCCUUGCCAAGGAGCUCGUUCGCGUCAACGAGCACAUGGCGCUCAACGAGUUUGUCAUGGACACCGUGUACGAACGGCGGAAACGCGAAGUCAUCGAAGGCGGCCGGCGCCAUGCAGAAGACAUGCUCCGAAAGCGAGAAGACGUCGUGUUCCGCGCAGUCCAGCGUGUGCAUGACGAGACAGCCGACGACUUUGUCAUGGACGUGCUGCGGUCUGUCGUCCACACUGACGCAACGGCGACCGCGCAGCACGAGUUGGGUGUGCUCGGGAGUGGGCUAUCCAGGGCUGUGGACGCGCUCGAGGCCAGUGGCACGUCCGACGAAGGGGUCGUGAAGGACCUCCUGGCGUCGUUCUUGUUUCCAGAAGUGCAGCGCCGGCGCGUGCAGGAGCAAGUGGAGCGAGAAGAGCGAAAAUUUGUCACGGCCGUCCAUCAAGCGCUUCAAUUACCCAGCACGUUUAGCAGCUCCCUGUAUUAAAACCCGUCUGAGGUGAAAAACACGUUCUUGUCGUCCGUGGCGACGACGUAUUGCCACAAGUCCGUCGAGAGGUUGUGUCGCUGUAUCAUAAAUCCGCAGUCCUCUGAGAUGACGGUGUCGGCAGGAG
Messenger RNA from Aphanomyces invadans, 2104 nucleotides. RefSeq lists its product as hypothetical. The transcript has 4 exons. Bases 28 to 1977 code for a protein of 649 amino acids. The record is from RefSeq and is a predicted model, not a curated record. NCBI's taxonomy places the organism in Eukaryota, Oomycota, Saprolegniomycetes, Saprolegniales, Verrucalvaceae.